AUGGGACAGAGGCAUAAUCGACGCCGCACACGUCCUCGGUCAUCUCAUCAACCAAAAGAUAUACCUGUCUCUCGUCAUACAGGCUCUCCGAUAUUGGCCCCAUCGUCUAUUUGGUGCCCCCAUACUAUUCCAUUUGGAUCCCCAGCGGCCAGCUAUUCGACUACAUGCGUUCAACGUGGAUCUCCGGUCCCAAUACCCGCCCCAACCUGGCACUAUGGGUAUUCAGCAUGGCAGAUCCGUGAAACAAAACCGAUUCUGGAAACCGGUGGACUAGAGGAGCAGUACCGUCUCUUCGGUGGUGAACCAGGCGACGAUGUGAACCUUUGUUACCGUAUGCUGGAGUACUUUGGUGGUCUCGACUACAUUGACUCGUGA
This is a messenger RNA of Penicillium odoratum, 375 nucleotides long. RefSeq lists its product as uncharacterized. Lineage: Eukaryota; Fungi; Ascomycota; Eurotiomycetes; Eurotiales; Aspergillaceae. The coding region runs from base 1 to 375 and encodes 124 amino acids. The record is from RefSeq and is a predicted model, not a curated record. The transcript has a single exon.